AUGGGCCCCUGUACCGCCUCCUCAUGCUGCUGCCAGGCCCGUAAUCUGCCAUGGGCCCCCGUACCGACUCCUCAUGCUGCUGCCAGGCCCGUAAUCUGUCAUGGGCCCCUGUACCCGCCUCCUCAUGCUGCUGCCAGGUCCAGAGUGUGUCAUGGGUCCCUGUACGGCCUCCCAUUGCUGCUGUCUCCAUCGCCACACUCUGCCAUGUGCCACUUUCAGGUCUCCUCACACUGCUGGUGGGUUCCAUUUUGUCAUAGGGUGCUGUAUGGCCUCCCAUUGCUGCUGCCUCCACCGCCACACUGUGGCUCCACACUCUGGUUUUGGCCCCGUGACUGCCCAAAUGAGUGAAGUGUGCGGUGAUUCUAAGAUCGACGGCACUCAUCUGCAUGUCAUACUGACUGACAGUAUUAUUUCUCUUCCCCAGCAGACUCCAAGGGCAUUUAAAUUAAAGGUACAGUGUUCUGCACUAAUAUAA
Staurois parvus is the source of this 475-nucleotide messenger RNA. The record is from the annotation of a GenBank genome assembly. NCBI's taxonomy places the organism in Eukaryota, Metazoa, Chordata, Amphibia, Anura, Ranidae.